Messenger RNA from Leptopilina boulardi, 1122 nucleotides. RefSeq lists its product as uncharacterized. Lineage: Eukaryota; Metazoa; Arthropoda; Insecta; Hymenoptera; Figitidae. The transcript is spliced from 4 exons. The record is from RefSeq and is a predicted model, not a curated record. The coding region runs from base 138 to 929 and encodes 263 amino acids.
UGUUAUUACAGCACGAUUCGUUGACUAAUGAAGAAGUACCCGAAAGAGGAGUUCGUCGUUUUAUGUCCGACAAAAAUGCUGAUAAAAGUCGAAAGUAAGCACGCUUUUCUGAUUCAUCUGAUACCACAAAUAAAUCUAUGAAUGGGGCUCCAGAUGAUAACCAGCGGUUUUCUACUUUAUCCGAUUCUAGUAAUGGAAACAGUGAUGAAAUUCCUGGCGAUACUUCAGGUGCUGGUCCUUCUACUUUACGCGAUCCAAUCCAGCAGAGAACAGAAAGAGCUUCUCGCUUACAAGCACAGAAAAGAAAUGAAGAAGUACAGAGAUUACACCAAGAACAAGGAGAUCAACCCAAUGCAAUCCAGGCAGGACUGCAGAGAGGUGCUGAAAUUCCCGGCGAUGCUUUAGGUGCUGGUCCUUCUACUUCACGCGAUACAAUCCAGAAAAGAACGGAAAGAGCUGCUCGCUUACGAGCGCAGGAAAGAAACGAAGAAGUACAGAGAUUACUCCAACAACAAAGGGAUCAACAACAACCCAAUGCAAACCAGGCAGAAGCUGGAGCAUUAUUGCGAGAAACGGAGACCCGUUAUAAAGCAGUAAAUGAUCAGGUUUCUAUUGGAGGCGAUUAUCAUAUAUAUGAGGAUACAUGGGAAUUAAUGUUGCUUAAAAAUGAUUCACGUUUUGUGCGUGACGUGUCUGAAGUUAUAUGGGGCGCAGAAGCUCUGAGGAAUAGGUGCCUCAGGAGAACUUCUGAAGAAAGUGUUUUGCUAACACCACGCAAGUAUCAACUCGUAAAAGAUGCUCUUCGUUAUAACCUCACGACAAAAAAUAGAUGCUCUCCUGGAAAGAGAGCCAUUAGAAUGAAAAAAUUAUGGUCUCAUAUGUCGCAAAAGUUAUAUGACGUCAAAAGAAGACACCGUCAACGUGAAUGAUAUUACUUUAUUAUUACUUAUUUUAUCUCACUUAUUUCUCACUUACCUAACCUUAAUACUUACCUUAUUAUUAUUACUUACUAGCAAAAUUACACGCGCGCAAGCGCGCGUCCAACUUUCAUUGCAAUGGUUAUUUUAAAAUAAUAAUAAUAUUAAUAAUAAUAAUAAUAAUUCUGCAUCAGUGGAGUAUUAA